GUCGGAGGAGCAACGCGAGCCGGUAUCGCAGCAGUUUAUUAGACAGGAACCCCAAAUAUUAAUUCGCUCGAUAUAGAUGAUAAUAAUAACGCGAGAGUUUGCAAGUUGCCUCAAGACUGUAGUUGCAACUGUCAAAGGUGGAGUGGAUACGCGCAUGACCCAACACACAUUACUGUAAUACUGUACACGGCCGCCGAGAUAAUAUCCGUAUAAAAAACCGAAAUAAUCCCGAGGUAAGGAACCAAGGACUGAACUAAAACCGACCGAGAUUUGUCGUUUCUGUUUAUUUUCCUUCGCUUCGUUUCCUUUUACUCUAACCAACUGUCUCGCAGCCGUCGAAAUUACUGCACUAAACAUAUUUUUGUGCCUCCCUUUAGCUCCAGCCAGCGCAAGGAUUUUUUUUUUUUUUUUUUUUUUUUUUACUCCUCCUUCGUAAUAAAGUCGCCAUUUUGCUUCACUGCCUAUAUAAACCAUCCCGUAUUCUAAUAUUUUUCCUCAAGGAGUCGGGGACCUACCUAUCUUUGGUGUCUAUUUCUGAUAUUUCUGGAGUGUUUAACGAGAAGGGUUGAAGAAGUGCCUCGUGGUAUACAUAUUAAUGCAGAAAAAAGGAGGAGGGGGCAAGGCUGUUGGAAACUGGGAAUAAGGUGAAAGUAUCCAGGAUUUCUGCUCCUCUACAGACCAAUUUUUUAAUUUCUCUUCUCCAGCCCUGCUCUUUUUUUUUUUCUUCCUCCUCGUCGUCGUCUGCAGAGAGUGGGGGGACCGAACGACGGUGACGGCUGUCCGCUUCCUUUCAGGCCCCCCAACCCCAGUCUGACCGGUCGUUGACGCACAGCAGGUGUGAUUGCCAUGUAACAUAACAUUGGUGGAAAAACGCCCACUUAGGUGCCUGUCUCCUGACCCCCUCCUCCCCUCACGUGGGUGACCCGGGGCCACCCUGCUCCUAGCUCUGGGUGACUGCCCGACACUUCAGGCAUGGAGAGCCCAAGUGGCCCCAGGCUCGGGAAGCUGUCCUCAUCAGGGCUGCCAAGGGCCCGGACCCUCAAGCAUGGACAUCCCCAGGAGCCUGUCAGACCCACACCCAGCCCUGAAAACAAUAACAAACAUAGUCCGGUGUGUGAUGAGCCAGCAGAGGGGAAGAGGAAAGGUCGUCCUAAAGCAGAAGUGCAGGAACUGAGAAGCAUCCCUGCCCAUAUGAUAGUACAAUGGAAGGAAGAGUUUAAGCGCCGCUCCAGGGUUAAGUGUCCGUGUUCAGGCUGCUGGUUAGAGUUUCCCAGCAUCUAUGGCGUCAAGUACCACUAUCAACGCUGCCAGGGGGCCACUGUAGCUGAGAAGCUGAGUCACGCCUGUCCCUACUGUGAGGCAGUGUUUGCCACAAAGGUUCGCCUGCAGAAGCACAAGCUAUGGAACCACCCAGACGGAGUUAGCAUGGAGCCCAAGGACGAGCAGCAAAAGCUUCAAAAGACCCCCGUCAAGUUCAACACCAAGAAAAGGCCCAUGGAGAACAGUCCCCCCUCUCCGGUGUUCUUCAAAGUGAAAAAGACGCACGAGGUGUCCACGCCCUCUCAGAACGGGGAGAUGGCCCACCAGAGGAGUGAGAGGAAACAGCACAGCCAUAAUCAGCCUUCACAGCAGAUUCACCAGUCCCAGCCGGUCCAGCCUCAGAGCCAGCAGUCGCAGUCCCAAAGUACGUCGUCUGACGCAGGGGGCAGUGAGAGCGAGGGUGGCAGCCUUCCCCCUUCUCUUCCCGAUGAAGACCCAGAGAGAAUGAGACACAGACGGAAGCAGAAAACACCGAAAAAGUUCACUGGAGAGCAGCCGUCUAUAUCUGGAACAUUUGGAUUGAAAGGUAUGACUAAAGUGGAGGAGAAGCUGAAGGCAGGUCGUGUGAAGAGAUCGGAGGGGAGUGGGCUCAACGAGGAGCCUCAGAGAAGACCGACUUCAAGUCAGUCCUCGAAGAAAGAUCACGCCACAACCAGCUCUGGGACUGUACCUGACACCCAAUGGCAGCGAAGCAUCUCAGAUAGAGGUGAAGUCGUGUGUCCCACCUGCUCCAUCGUCACCAGGAAAACAAUCCACGGCCUCAAGAAACACAUGGAGAUUUGUCAGAAGCUUCAGGACGCUCUGAAGUGCCAGCAGUGCCACAAACAGUUCAGGUCAAAGGCCGGCCUCAACUACCACACCAUGGCUGAACACAGCACCAAGCCCUCGGGGAGCGAAGGCCAGACGGGCGACAAACACGACGACAGGGAAAGGCUGCGCCGAGUACUCAAACAGAUGGGACGAAUCAAGUGUCCCAGUGAGGGCUGUUCAGCACACUUCUCCAGUCUAAUGGGCUUCCAGUACCACCAGAAACGCUGUGGAGGAGAGUUCUCUGAUGACGAGAAGCCUGUCUUUCUGUGCCAGCACUGUGGAAAAAAUUACCGCUCCAAAGCUGGCAGGGACUACCAUGUGCGUACCGAACACUUGCCGGCUAUGACCACCACAGUGACAGCUACCAACAGCAAGGACAACAUCACUGACACCAACAACAACACAGGGAAAGAGAGGGUAGUCUCUGAGGAAGCUCCGACAAUAAGCAAAAAGGAGCAAAGCCAGCCUGAGAAGCAGGAUUGGCAGGAGAAAGCACCAUCCAUCCAGCCUAAGGAGAAGGAAAGAGAAACCAGGGACUUGAACAGGGAAAAGGCAAAGGAGCACGAGCGGAAGAAAGACAAAGCAGCACAGAAUGAGAGCCAGGGGGACGACUUUGAACGGACCCCCAGUGGCAGAGUGAGGCGCCGGUCGGCUCAGGUGGCCGUGUUCCACCUGCAGGAGAUAGCAGAGGACGAGCUGGCAAAAGACUGGGGCACCAAGCGCCGCAUCAAAGAUGACCUGGUGCCUGAUAGCAAGAGGUUAAACUACACCCGUCCUGGCCUCCCAAACUUCAGCCCAGAGCUCUUAGAGACCUGGAAGAACCAAGUCAAGGAGAAGGGCUUCAUCUGCUGCAUCAAUGUGAACUGUGAGGCUGUCUAUUCAAGUGUGUCAGGACUAAAAGCGCAUCUCGCCAACUGCAGCCAGGGCGGGGGUGAACUUGGGAAGUACACUUGUCUGAUUUGCCAGAAGGAGUUCAGCUCAGAGAGCGGUGUGAAGUAUCACAUCAGUAAAACACACUCACAGAACUGGUUUCGAGCAGCAGCCACUCAAGUCGUGUCCAGUAGCAAGAGCAAAGUGCCAGAGGAGGAUGACGGGAUAAAAGCUGAAGUGAGGAACGGUGCCACAACCGGUAAGAAGAGGGGACGCAAGCCCAAAGAGCGCCCACCCGUCGAGGAGCCUCUCCAAACAAAGACUGAAGCAGCUUCUCCUACUCAAAACUCAGCCCCUGCAGGGAAUCCUUCCUCGGGCCCAACACAGUCUCCCACCUUGAUCCCUGACCCAACGGACAGUAACAAUUCAGGCCAAAACAGACAGCCAAUCCUCUCUACCCCCAGACGAAGCAAACCUAAGAGGCUGUGGUUUUCAGAGUAGCUCUGCUUUUGCCGACCCAGGAGCCAGAGAGGAUACUUACUGUAAAUGUUAUUGCCAGGAAGCUUAAAGACUUUUUCCAACUCUACAAGGACUUGGCACAGGGAAGAAAGUUAAAUCCACCGUAAGGAAGUGAGACAUUUAGAAAGGACUUCAAACCCUAGUUUUAAACCCCAGAGUCAAUGUGUCUACUGUUAUAUAAAUAAUACUUAUCUAACAGUAGUGUUCAUUUCGCCAUUCCACUUAUUUCUCCUCUAUAAGGCACACAUUUCAGUUGAUGCACUCACAGCAGGGGUAUCAGUAGUAAUCAAAGAUCUAAUCCUUCCUGCUUCAUGGAUAGCAUUUUCUAAACUGAGGUAACAUAGUAUUUCAAACAAAUGCAGAGAAAUUCAUGUCGUGUUCGAGAGGUUUUAAAAAGGAUAUUCUAUUAGCAUGGUGAAGUCAUUUAAUGAUAGCUAGAGUUUUCACAUUUUUUUACAGAUAUACUGUACUGUGUACAUAAACAAUAUCUAUCUCUAUAUAUCUAUAUACUCAAAACAAUGAUAUCUGUUAUUUCCAAGCCUGACACAUCCAAUUGGAACAUGAUCAAUCCAAAUGUUUGCAGUGUGUGCUGUAGUGCAAUUUUGUUUGGAUUUCUUUCUUUCUGGUUAAACUUUCAGUUUUUUUUUUUUUUUUUUUUCACUUUUCAUGUUUCCAGUCAGCAAACGUCAUAUAAGCUAAAAUGUUGGUCAGUUGUUCAUCAAAUUCCUCUCUGCUAUUCUUCUGCUUCUACGUAGCGAUCACUUCAGUGACGUUGGUUUUAUUUGAUUAGCAUCACAUCACGAUGAAGGUAUCUGCUUCGACAACCAUAAUUGUUAGAUGAUUUCCGCAGUUUUCUUUACACUGAAGUUGAUGGGCAGAAUUUAUAGAGUGAUCGUUUGAGAUUUCCAUCUAUAAAAUAUUAGUUACAAGGAUUCCUAAUAUGGCAUUGUUUAAUUGAUUUUAAACAAAAAAAACAAAACUUGAAGCAUUCUGUCUAAAAUCAGUCCGCUGAAGUGAAAUGUUGGACAGAUUGGAUGAAUUUUGCAUGAACCUUGUUGCACCAUUGCAGCACAAUCAAAUGAUGUGACACUAUUUUAAAGAAGGCCAUGUUUUGGCUACGGCUUUAGCUUGAAUCAAAGAGCUGAGGAGAGAAUAAAAUUACUAUCUUUUAUAGAGAGAUCAUCAAAAAAUAAUCUUUUAUUAAAUAGGGAAAAAAAUGCAAAUGAAGAUGAACUUAUAUUGAUGUAUAUGAAUUAUCUCCUGGAUGCUCAAAGCUAUUACCUUGCACUUUAACCCUUCUUACUCCCCUCUUGUAUCUUUUGCACUCCAGGGGUAUUCAUCCUAAUCUAGUGACUGUCAGGAAACAGGAACGUGAAGAUAUUUCGCUCUGAUGACAUAUUUUAACUAUAGGAAAACUCAAUUUGUCUUUACAUGAGUGUGAGCAGCAUGUUAAACUUUUUUUUUUUUUUUAGAUACUAUCUCUAAUCCAACAUGGUUGUAUGAUCAUGUCUCAACAUUAAGCCAUAACUGGUCUUUUUGAAACAAUAUUAUUUAAAAACAUUCAAAUCUAAAACUUGUGCAAUCAGAAUAUUAUCACUUGAACAUUUUGAAAGUAGAUACUUGAAUCCACAGUUAUUUUAACAAUUAGAGCAAAAUGAAAAACAGAAUAUAUUCAAUUAUAUUUGCAGCCUAUGUCACCAAUUAUAAUGACUAUGCUUGCAUAAAAAAAAAAACAGAAUUUAAAUCUAUUUUAUAUUCUCUUAAGUGUAUUACCUAGAUAGCAAUCUGAUAGCUUUGGAUGAAGUUGUGAUGUAUGGGUAUUCUGGUGCGUUUAUAAGGGUGCUUUACUUGCCACUCUACCUUAAGGACCUGAUACUAAAUCAUCCUGCCGUCUGCUCUUCACUGGCAAGGACUCUGAAUUUUGCACCAAAAAUAGUCAAAUGUCAUCAUGAAGAUGAAGCACUGAUGUCGGCAGGACAUGUUCAAGAAACAUUGAAUUUGAAAUGUAUGUGUCCCAGGUGGUGUUAUCCUUGCGCCGUGACCUUUUAUAUUGUAAAGCAGAGAUCUGAGCUGAAUCCCUCCAUUAUUAAUCAACUGAUGGAGUUUAUUCAGGUGGGGAUGAUUAUGCAUGAGUCUGUCCCCGUGAGCGGGACGGACCUUUUAUCUUCUAUUCAGGUUAAACUGAUGGAGGGGAUAAGUUAGACAAGUACUGAUUGGUCUUCGGAUCUUUUUCCGAUACAACCGAGCGACACGAGUUGUCCAGGCUUUGUGUGUGUGUGUGUGUGUGUGUGCGUGUGUGAGUGAGUGUGUGCAUAAAACAGUUAGCACCUUUAUAAUGACUGGACGUCGGAAAUGUUAACACUUUUUUUGUUGAGUGUUAUGCUGUGGCACAGAAUCAGUUCAUCAGCUGCUUGUAACUCGUUUCAUUGAUAACGUCACAUUGACUGUGUUUACCUGACAAGCUUUGGUGUUGCAAUAUGAUAGUUGAGCACUGCUUUUAACAGUGGGUAUUUUAUAUUUUAUCACACCCUUUACGAUCUGUCUUCCUAUGAUGUGGAAAACACAUAUCUACCCUACGGCAGUGUGCGCUAACUGCAUCAUGUUUAGAGAGUACAGCAAUACACCAUUUUAGCUGGUUUUGUUUGCUUGCUGAUAUUUUGAUAUUAAUGUGUCUUCUCAGAAUCGUAUGGCUUUUUUUUCACCUCCCCUACUUUUAUUUGUUUGCUUAAAAAAAUGUUUUUUACAUGUUAUGAAAUCUGAAAAAAAAAGGUUGAAGAAAUUUGUAGACUACAAAGAACAUUGUAGGCAGACGUGUCUGCACACACUGUUAUUUUAUCCAUUUUGAUGAUGCACAUAAACUGAGCUUUUUCAGUACACAAUGACAAACACAUUGAGAGAGUCCUUUAUUAUGACAUAUUCAAUAUGGGACAACAAGGCAUAUGUAUGUGUGUUUGUUUCUGUAUUUAGUGCACUUACUAUACCAUGAAAUAGGCUUGAAAUAGGAGUGUUGUUGGAGCUUUCUAGUUACCCUGACUGUGUGUGGUGUGACUUUUGUACCUGGGGAAACAGCAGGCUCAAGUGUCUUCCCUUUGUCAGCAAUGUUCAUUCUGAAAUCAAGGUUAAUCCUUAGAAAUCCCCUUAGACAGCCUGAUAACUUUAUCCUUUUUAUUUGGACAACAGAUGUUUGUUUUGUAUGCUACCUUCUUCAACACGGUAUCUGCUCUCUUGUAGGGGGCCAUUGUGAUGAAACUGUUAAGAGUUUAAUGAGAUGAUGUUGUAGCUCAUAACUGGUUAUGAUAUAUAGGUAACAGGUGAAAUGAGACUAAUGAUGUAUUAAAGACUUCCAUAUCUGAAAUUAUGAUGUAUAGAACCUAACAUAGGAGGCGGUAAUGUCUCCUUUGAGUCUGAACUGUUACAAUUUUUCUCCCAAACUUGUUGUAUUACCUGUGCGUAAGUAUCCCUCAACUAAUUAAUAAAGGUUUGUUGACUACA
Molecule: messenger RNA, 7011 nt
Organism: Labrus mixtus (cuckoo wrasse)
Lineage: Eukaryota; Metazoa; Chordata; Actinopteri; Labriformes; Labridae
Gene: znf512b
Product: zinc finger protein 512B
Exons: 17
Coding region: 973-3501 (842 amino acids)
Molecular function (GO): zinc ion binding
Source: RefSeq, a predicted model, not a curated record